Raphanus sativus (radish) is the source of this 1297-nucleotide messenger RNA. RefSeq names its product protein TAB2 homolog, chloroplastic. The transcript is spliced from 4 exons. Lineage: Eukaryota; Viridiplantae; Streptophyta; Magnoliopsida; Brassicales; Brassicaceae. The record is from RefSeq and is a predicted model, not a curated record. Gene Ontology annotation, molecular function: RNA binding. Bases 79 to 1200 code for a protein of 373 amino acids.
AACCGAAAAGGAUAAAUCAUUUCUGAACAUUCAUCUUCUUCUCUUCCUCUCUGUUUUCCAUAAAGCUUCCUCCUUUCAAUGGCGACUCUAAGCUUCAACACCACUCGUAUGCGAACACCUUCACUCCCCAGAAUCUCCAGAUCAUCUUCUUUCACCAAACCCAUCAAAACCCAUCUCUCCUCCUCCUCCUUCCAAACCUUAUCCAAACGCCGCCGUUUCGUCUCCCGUUCCUUACCGGAGAGCUUCACAAAAGAAGAGGAGACCGUCGUCAUCGCUGAAGACGACGACGACCCUACAUCGGAGCUGAGUUAUCUUGAUCCGGAAACAGAUGCAGAGAGCAUAAAAGAGUGGGAGUUAGAUUUCUGCUCGAGGCCGAUUCUUGAUUCACGAGGGAAGAAGAUAUGGGAGCUUGUGGUUUGCGAUGCUUCGCUCUCGCUUCAAGUCACCAAGUACUUCCCAAACAAUGUCAUCAACAGUAUCACGCUCAAAGACGCUAUUGUUUCCAUCACACAAGACUUGGGUGUUCCUCUCCCUGAGAAGAUUCGUUUCUUUAGGUCGCAGAUGCAAACCAUUAUCACAAAAGCUUGCAAAGAGCUUGCUAUUAAGGAAGUGCCUAGUAAACGGUGUCUGUCUCUGUUUCUAUGGUUGCAAGAACGUUAUGACACUGUGUACACGCGUCAUCCCGGUUUCCAGAAGGGAUCAUUGCCUCUUCUGUCUCUAGACAACCCUUUUCCAAUGAAUCUUCCUGAGAAUUUGUUUGGGGAGAAAUGGGCGUUUGUUCAGUUACCUUACUCAGCUGUUAGAGAAGAGAUCUCAGACUUUGAGGAGAAGUUUGUGUUUGGUGCAACCUUAGACUUGGAUUUGCUCGGCAUUGACGUUGAUGAGAACACACUGAUCCCUGGUCUCUCCGUUGCUUCUUCACGUGCAAAACCUCUAGCAGCUUGGAUGAAUGGUCUUGAGGUGUGUUCUAUCGAAGCAGACAGUACAAAAGGAUGUUUGAUUCUGGCCGUUGGGAUCUCGACAAGGUAUGUCUACGCAACGUACAAGAAAACACCUGUUACUACUGAUGAAGCUGAAGCUUGGGAAUCUGCAAAGAAAGCAAGUGGAGGUUUGCAUUUUCUUGCAAUUCAAGAUGACUUGGAUUCUGAUGACUGUGUUGGCUUUUGGCUUCUUAUUGAUUUGCCACCACCUCCUGUUUAAUUUCACUUUGGUAAAUUGGUAAUAACCAUGUUUUGCUAUUUAGUAACCGAGUAGAACUGUGGGUUUGUCUCACUCUUGAAAGAAAUAGUUUACAUGA